Messenger RNA from Lemur catta (Ring-tailed lemur), 546 nucleotides. Its product is annotated as platelet factor 4-like. Gene Ontology annotation, cellular component: extracellular region. The coding region runs from base 88 to 417 and encodes 109 amino acids. NCBI's taxonomy places the organism in Eukaryota, Metazoa, Chordata, Mammalia, Primates, Lemuridae. Gene Ontology annotation, molecular function: CXCR chemokine receptor binding; chemokine activity. Gene Ontology annotation, biological process: neutrophil chemotaxis; inflammatory response; cellular response to lipopolysaccharide. The record is from RefSeq and is a predicted model, not a curated record. The transcript has 3 exons.
UAAAGGCCUCUGCUGAGUUCCUGCAGCCACUGGCCUUCAGAGCUCCACAUCCCCUGCACACUUGGAUCCUGCUGGAACCUCCAGGACAUGAGCUUCCCAGCGGGCUCAGGGGUCUCUUGCCCCCGGGCCAGCCCAGGGUUGCUGCUCCUGGGGCUGCUAUUCCUGACAGCUGCUGCGGUUGCCACCACCAGCGCCAGCGCUGACCCUGAAGAAGGCGUUGGGGACCUGCAAUGCCUGUGUGUGAGGACCAUCUCCCGGGUCCCUCCCAAGCAUGUCGCCAGCCUGGAGGUGAUCAAGGCCGGACCCCACUGCCCCACUGCCCAACUGAUAGCCACGCUGAAGCAUGGACAGAAAAUUUGCCUGGACCCGCAGGCCUCUAUACAUAAGAAAAUAAUUAAGAAACUUUUAGAGAUUUAGCUAUUAGCUACCUUAAUCUGUGCCUUUGCUAUAUAAUGCAUUUUAGUUUCUUUUUACUUUCUGUCUAACUGAAAGAAUUUUCUGCUGUUUGCUGUAUUCUUCUAAUCUUGAAUAAACAAAAUAAAUUAA